Messenger RNA from Brassica oleracea var. oleracea, 941 nucleotides. Its product is annotated as nuclear transcription factor Y subunit B-6-like. Gene Ontology annotation, biological process: regulation of transcription by RNA polymerase II. The coding region runs from base 76 to 846 and encodes 256 amino acids. The record is from RefSeq and is a predicted model, not a curated record. The transcript is spliced from 2 exons. Lineage: Eukaryota; Viridiplantae; Streptophyta; Magnoliopsida; Brassicales; Brassicaceae. Gene Ontology annotation, molecular function: DNA-binding transcription activator activity, RNA polymerase II-specific; RNA polymerase II cis-regulatory region sequence-specific DNA binding; protein heterodimerization activity. Gene Ontology annotation, cellular component: nucleus; CCAAT-binding factor complex.
UCUGCAAUUACAAACGCUGACACUUGCCAAGUUCUUAGUAUUCUUUUCUCUUUAUCAUCUUCUUCUUUGCUUCAAAUGAUUCUAUAUUUGGAGCAUUGUUUUUUUUAUAUGCAUGCCACAAACCUCAAAGUCGUGACAUUGAAGAAGGAUAUGGAACGUGGAGGCUUCCAUGGCUACCGCAAGUUCUCCCUCAACACCACCAAUCCUUCUGAACCAGCGAGGUUUUUGAUGGCGGAGGGGAGCAUGCAGCUAGCAGAGCCCAACCAGACUAACAAAACCGCUAAUGGAGGUGAAGAGGAGUGCACGGUGAGGGAGCAAGACAGGUUCAUGCCUAUUGCCAACGUGAUACGGAUCAUGCGGAGGAUCUUACCUGCUCACGCCAAGAUCUCAGACGACUCCAAGGAGACGAUCCAAGAGUGUGUCUCGGAGUACAUCAGCUUCAUAACAGGGGAGGCCAAUGAGCGCUGCCAGAGGGAGCAGCGCAAGACCAUCACUGCCGAGGAUGUCUUGUGGGCCAUGAGCAAGCUCGGUUUUGAUGAUUACAUAGAACCUCUCACGUUGUACCUCCACCGCUACAGAGAGUUGGAGGGUGACAGAGGAGUUGGCUACAACGCUGGUUCCGUUGGCAUGACCAGUGGCAUGGUGGUCAAGAGGCCUAAUGGUACCAUGGGAGAGUAUGGAGCCUACGGUGUUGUGCCAGGGAUGCACAUGGCGCCGUACCAGUAUCGUCAUCAGAACGGGUAUGCUUACAGUGGUAAUGAACCUGAUUCCAAAAUGGGUGGUCCAUCAUCAGCAGCUAAUGGUUCCAGAGUUGAACUGUUUCCAACUCAGCAACAUAAGUACUGAGAGCAAUGGCUAAUGAAAGUUGACAGCUGUUUUGGUAUCUAACCCCUUAAAUGAAGCAGUUUCUGAAUUUAAGUUAUAAGCAAAAACAAUGAUGC